This is a messenger RNA of Clarias gariepinus (North African catfish), 2054 nucleotides long. It is a transcript of the gene tafa1a, whose product is annotated as TAFA chemokine like family member 1a. The transcript has 6 exons. Bases 126 to 545 code for a protein of 139 amino acids. Gene Ontology annotation, molecular function: receptor ligand activity. Gene Ontology annotation, biological process: neuroblast differentiation; regulation of neuroblast proliferation. Lineage: Eukaryota; Metazoa; Chordata; Actinopteri; Siluriformes; Clariidae. The record is from RefSeq and is a predicted model, not a curated record.
GAGAGAGAGUUCGGCUGGAGAGCACAGAAACAGCAGGACGAGCGGAAUAUUUCACAACUUCAGCAGGGAUGGAUUAAAGCGCAACGUGUUGAGUGCAUCAUUUGGCGGUUUCUAGGUGAUCACAGAUGGGUGUGGGAAUGUCGUGGCUGCUCUGGGUGUGGAUCAGUAUGACAGUCAUGUUGGUGUGUGAUGCCACCUUCUACGAGACCAUACACCAGCACCUGGCACCACCUGGGACCAACAUCCAGAUCCUCGGCGGGACAUGCGAGGUGAUUGCUGCACACAGAUGCUGUAACAAAAACAAGAUUGAGGAGCGAUCGCAGACAGUCAAGUGUUCCUGUUUACCGGGGAAAGUCGCUGGAACCACGAGGAAUAAACCCUCCUGUGUGGACGCCUCCAUAGUGGUGGGGAAAUGGUGGUGUGAGAUGGAACCGUGUCUGGAGGGAGAAGAGUGCAAGACUUUGCCGGACAACUCGGGUUGGAUGUGCUACUCUGGGAACAAGAUCAAAACCACCAGGAACACUCACCCCUAUACAUCAUUGUAGCAGUGGGAGCGGCUGAGUGCAAAAACAAAAAGGAAUACAACAGGACAAGAGUUAAAUAAACUACUCCAAUGGAAGAAACCUGGUGAACUUGCUCUUACAAUUCAGACGACUUUUUCAUUAUUCUACUUUCUUCUCAAUAACACGUCCAUCGGCUGACUGAGAAAGUCUAUGGACAUUUUUUUUUAUUCAUGAUAUGACCGUUGUUUCUUCUCCUUUUUUUUGUUGCUGUAAAUUCUUGGUAAUCUGAGACUUUACCCUGUUUGUUGCAGUUUGACCAAAAUAUAGUUUUUAUUCAUAACAUUCCUGGUGAUACCUGUUUCCAGAACUGACUGAGCUAACAAACUUGCAUACAGCGGUUGAUUUAUGGCACGUUUUUUUUUUCCGAAUGGAGAGAAUAAGACUUUUCCGAAAGAACGAGUGGGUAACGCCUCAUCAGGUACCACUGAAGAGCUCACUGCAUUUCUCCUGCCACUAAAAUGGACUGUUAACGACAUGUGUAACAUAAAACCGAUCCUAUAACUGUUCACAGACCCGUUGUCAUUGUCUAACCACAGAUAUCUGUCAUCAUUAUGUAGUGAUGAGUGGACGCUAAUCAAAAUGUCAGAAGAAAUGGCAGAUGCUAAAUGAAACUGCGACUCUGGAACCACAGCUAACUGUGAUUGAAAAGGCAAAAGCACAAUAAUGUAAAGUGUUUUGAAAAGCUAAAAUCAUUACCCUCUAUGUGUUAGUGAAGCUCUGGUCCAGCUCCUGCUGAUUUUCCCUGUUUCUGGUUCAUUAGGCUAAUGAUAAAUUGAUAGAGCAUCACUGAGAGGGCGCAAGUGUGAACGCUCGGAGACUUAUUAUCAAAGCCAACGAGGUCUGAUCAGAAUCUGCUGCUGCAUGCAGAUAUAAAAUAGCAUGGCAUUUAAAUACUCAGAGUCAGAUUUCUAUUCAGCUGUCUAGAGCUUUGCCUUCAUUAAACAGGUGGUAAAAUGUGAAAUGUUAAGAUGUCUUGUACUCCCCAGAAGCUGGAGUCCAGAAGGUCCCGAACGUUACUUCAGAGAAAACCUGUUUGAAUAGAGGUACUUGUCUUUUGAGAGCUUGGAUAAGUGUAAAAAUAAUUCUCUCAACUUUUUUUGUGAGGAAAAUUUACUCAAUGUUUUUUUUUCUAGCCAACAACAUGGCACUAGUAUUUUUUCCCAGUAAAACAUAAAACGCAACAUAAAAUCAGUGACCUGUAUAAAAUACAGCAAAUAGUACACAUGAUAGCAAAACCUGCAGCUGCUAAAAGUUUUGAACUGAACAUCAACCUUACUGAGAAAUGGUUAAAGUGUAUUUCUUUUGGAACUGAGUCUCUAAAGUCGAAUCCUCCUUUUUCCACUGUAUUAUUUCAGUCCUGAUUGUUAAAGAAAAAAAAAUAAACUGGCAAAAUUCAUCAAAAUCAGAGGGCCAGUUAUAUGACUGUGUCUACAGGUGAAAGUACAGUACACAGAUGAGACUGAAUCACAUCAUGAAAAGCUUACUGGGAUG